GCGGCGCCCCCUAGCUCCCGCCGCGUGUACUGGCCGGGCUGAUUAGCCCUAUCUUCCCCUCAUCUUGCAGCAGCACAGGCAGUCAGUGCCUGGUAGCGAUUUAGACGAGGGCGUAUGGACCUGAGGCAGCAGUGAAUGCAUUUCCCAUAGACUGUGGUCGUACUUUUCUCCUCUCGUACGGAUUACCACUGAGUUCACAUAUCGCCUAAACGCCGUAUCGUAUUUUUUCCCGCUGCAUUUCUCCAUCUGAAGGCCUGUCACAGAGUAAAGUGGCUCGGUGUGCGUGUGUUUAGACAGCGGAGCGAGAGCAGCAGUGUGUCCCCGAUGGCUGGCUGGAAGGACGGCUCAGUGCAGGAGAAAUAUCGCCUGGUGGUCGUCGGAGGUGGAGGCGUUGGAAAAUCAGCAUUAACCAUCCAGUUUAUCCAGGAAACUGGUGUCAGACAGGCUGGUUAACAUCACAUCUAAUGAUCUAAAAUGAAUUCAGUCAUACUUCGUCACUGACUAUGAUCCUACGAUUGAAGACUCCUACACAAAGCAGUGUGUGAUUGACGAGAGGCCUGCGCGGCUGGACAUCCUGGAUACAGCAGGACAGGAAGAGUUUGGAGCCAUGAGAGAACAAUACAUGAGGACAGGGGAGGGCUUCCUUCUCGUCUUCUCUGUCACUGACCGGGGAAGCUUUGAAGAGAUCUACAAGUUCCAGCGACAGAUCUUGAGAGUGAAGGACCGGGAUGAAUUUCCCAUGAUUCUAGUGGGUAACAAAGCUGAUCUUGAGCAACAGAGACAAGUGACCCAGGAGGAGGGUCAGCAGCUUGCCCGACAACUCAAAGUCACGUACAUGGAGGCCUCAGCUAAGAUCCGUAUGAAUGUAGACCAGGCUUUCCACGAGCUGGUCCGAGUCAUAAGGAAGUUCCAGGAGCAAGAGUGCCCACCCUCGCCAGAACCCACGCGCAAAGAGAAGGAUAAGAGCGGCUGCCAUUGUGUGAUUGUCUAAUUGGCCUUUCACUGCCGCCACUCACCCAGCUGCUGUCACCGGUCCCUGCCCCCCACCCUGCCUUCUGACAUCACGUCCUGUGCGGAUGAAUUCGCUGCCUUUCUACAUGUGCAUGUCUUCAAAACAGCAGUCUCUCUCAUAGCCUUAUCAGGGGCAUUUGCGCCUCUAGGACUUCACUACUAGAAGAACCAAACUGACAAAAUCUUGAUCGAACUCACCAUUCUACCUUCAACUAGAGUACUGACAUCAGUGUGACCUAGAAUAUGGUAAUCGUGCCCCAACACUAAACAUCGCUUCUUACAAAUUUGCUAUAAAACACACACACACAAUUCCUUUUUUUGUAUUUUGAAGGAUUUUUUUCUCUUGCCUUGUGACAUUUGUACGUUUGCUGAGAUGGAAAGACUAAACGAAACACCAUUGAGAUUGCAGACGACUUUUAGUCACGAGAUCUAGAUUGAGAUGAUGUUCUGAAGCUUUGUGUGUGUGUCGUGCCAUAUCUGUUUUUACUUCCAUAUGCUAAGCAGCGAUUGUACAGAAGUGAAGAUUCGUUUGAGUUGAGACCACCUUUAUAAUGACAAAACUCAGUCGCAGAGUACCGUGUGUGAGGUUGACGAGCUUGUUUUGACAUGCAUUAAAACAAUAAUGUACUCGCAGAUAUGUACAUAGAUAGCCUCUAACAUUAUGCCAAUUUUGUCAGCAGUGAAGUCAGUUUCCCAACUUAUUAUUUGGUCAAGAUGUCUUUUUUGUUUGCAUCGUAAGGCUUCUUGGCAUGUAUGGGUUUGAUUCUUUUAAAGAGACAGUUCACCUAAAAAUGAAAAAUCAUUCACUUAGCUUCAUUUGUUCCAAACCUAAAGUUUUUGUCUGCGGAACACAAUUUUUUUGUCCAUACAAUGAACAGGGAUGUAAUUUCCUUUUUUUUUUUUUUUUCUUCUUUUCAUAUUUAUACUGAUUUUCAUAUUUUAUGACCUGCUUUCGGACCCACUUGAAUUAUGUGUAUGCGAGAAAAAAAAUUGCUGCGUUUGUCAACAAAAGAAAAGUUGUUAUUAUUAUUAUUAUUAUUAUUAUUAUUAUUACAGUCAUAUUGAAUAGGGGAAUUUUUUUUUCUUUGAUCAAAUACCAGAAUGAAAGUCACUCUGGUCUGUUGUUGUUUUAGGCCCCAUUGCUUUUCAUUAUUUGGACAAAACAUAUGUGACCCUGGACCACAAAACCAGUCUUAAGUCGCUGGGGUAUAUUUGUACCAAUAGCCAAAAAUACAUUGUAUGGGUCAAAAUUAUCCAUUUUUCUUUUAUGCCAAAAAUCAUUAGGAUAUUAAGUAAAGAUCAUGUUCCAUGAAGAUAUUUUGUAAACUUCUUACUGUAAAUUUAUCAAAACUUAAUUUUUGAUUAGUAAUAUGCAUUGCUAAGAACUUCAUUUGGACAACUUUAAAUGCGAUUUUCUCAAUAUUUAGAUUUUUUUGCACCCUCAGAUUCCAGAUUUUCAAAUGGUUGUAUCUCGGCCAAAUAUUGUCCGAUCCUAACAAACCAUACAUCAAUGGAAAGCUUAUUUAUUCAGCUUUCAGAUAAUUUCGUAAAAUUGACACUUAAGACUGGUUUUGUGGUCCAGGGUCACAUAUUUCAAAAUUUCUCCUUUUGUGUUUCACAGAAGAAAGUAUGUCGUGCAGGUUUGGAAGGAUGACAGAAUGUUCAUCUUUGGUUGAACUUUCCCUUUCCGUUCUGUGAUUGCGUAAUGUAUUCUACAUGUAGCCAGGUCGUUCAAGCCGCCUUGACUCUCAGCUCAGAUUUCUACAGACUAUCUUCAGACUCAGGUUUCUCCAUUUACAGUGUUUUCACAAUGUUCUGACGAUGUCUGCUCAUUCAGUAGUGCACAAUAGGCUGUCUGUUCUCUACUAGGUACCCCACCGAGAUCGAUGACACAGAGAAUUAGUCUCUCAAAUAAUUGUCUCUUUUUCUGGCCUUGUAUUUCAAUUCACUUCUACACUCAUUUCGUUUUUUUAUCGGUUUGGAAACGUAUUUAAGUGACUGAAACAGCGUGAGGACUCCGUUGAACUGCUGACAUCACAGGCAUCUUUUAAGCAUCUCUUCAUGUAUAUGAUCAGAUAAAAUCAAGUUUUAGUUUUUAGAUUAUACAAAAGACUGAAUUCGUACACCAGACAUCCACAUUCCCUCAAGAAGUUUUUUUUGUUUUUGUUUUUUAAAUAUGGUUUGACGUCUCUGUGCCAUUCACACUUCAAUCUGGUAUUUCUCAUCUGACAGGUGAUAAUUUGCUUCCUGGCUUCAUACACCAAGGGUUCAUAUCACUAUCACAUCAUGUCACGUUUUAUUUUCGUCUUCCUUUUUUUCCAGCGUGCAUUUCUGUAUGAGGGAUACAAAUAAACAAUUUUAGUUUUUGUGUUUUAUCAUCAUGUAAUAUAAGAAAAAAGAUGGAAGUGAUCUUUUGAAUGGACAUGAUUAAAUGUUUUUACUAUAUACUUUUAUACAUUAUUUUCUUAUCAGACUAGUUAAUGAGUAUUUUUAUAUGUUUGUAAGUGAAAACGCUCUCGCGGCACAACUAUGUGUAUAUGUAAAGAGGAGUAUUUAAUUAUCUCGGUUUGUUUUUAACUGAAAAAGGCCAAUGUAUGUUGAACUGUGGUCCUUUCGGUGGAGUGAAGCCGAUAACCCAUUCUAACAGUCGUCCACCUCAUAGCCUAUAACAACUUUAUCAGUGAUCACUGGGCCAGUGCUUCGAGCCAAUGCCCUUUUGUGAUGACUCAGGUUCAUAUCCUAACCUAAACCUCGUCCGUUACACCAGUUAAUAGCAACAUGGAUCAAAUAGAAAGCUAGUAAGAACAGAAGUGCAUGGCUCUUCUUCUUCCCAGAGUCUGUGUACAUCUAAUACAUGCUGUUUUAUUUGUCACAUCUUUCCCUCCCCCUGUAUAGCCUCUGGUGCUAUAAUAAAAUCUAUGAUUUAUCUGA
This is a messenger RNA of Onychostoma macrolepis, 3942 nucleotides long. RefSeq names its product RAS related 2 (gene rras2). Gene Ontology annotation, molecular function: GTP binding; GTPase activity; GDP binding. Gene Ontology annotation, biological process: signal transduction. The coding region runs from base 608 to 991 and encodes 127 amino acids. Gene Ontology annotation, cellular component: plasma membrane. The record is from RefSeq and is a predicted model, not a curated record. The transcript is spliced from 7 exons. NCBI's taxonomy places the organism in Eukaryota, Metazoa, Chordata, Actinopteri, Cypriniformes, Cyprinidae.